GUACAACUUGCUUGCAACCUCGCAACCUCAUCUCGUCCGCUUCUCCCUUGUCCUGUCUCUCCAUCUCCUCGCUCCUCGAGGUCCACUUGUCCUUUAACCCCCCUCUCUACCCCCCUUUUUCGUCCUCCCUCCUCCGUUUUACCCGCGAGCUGGUCUCAUACAGGACCGAUACGUUCUCUCCGGUGCCACUUGGUCUUUCGUUACCCCAUGAUCAUGGAGGAGCUGUUAUCGCUGGCCCUUUGAUCGACCGGCUCCCAAUGGGUUCAUUCGGCAGUUUCCUCUUUAUCUACGUCCUCGGCGGACUCACGUUCAUCCCGCUGGUCCUGUCGCUGGCACUCCUCUUCGCCUAUCUCACUCUCCCAUCCCCCUCCCCACUCUCCCAGCGAUCAUCCGAAGCCACGCAAGGCUCGCUCCACCGCUCGAACGACGACCAGUACAGCCUCAAAUCCGGCACCGAUGAGCUCGCGGAAAAGUUCCAUCGCACCCACGACUCCGAUGUGGCUGCAGGCUAUUUCGCCGUCUGCCGUGAAUAUGUGCCCGGUGGUGUCAAUGGAAAGCCUCCCGAGAGAACCACCCCGGCCGGUGAGGUGAUCGCCGCGGAGAGCCCGAGCGUCUACCAGGCCAUGUAUAGAAGCCUGUUCGACCGCAAGCAAGCACCCACCAUCGAACCCGCCAAGAACAAUCCAAAGAACGGGAAGCGCGCACGCAACGUAUUCUAUAUCGUUCUCCGGCAUGGCCACUUGAUGCUCUACGAUAACGCGAACCAGGUGGAAGUCCGAUAUGUUAUUUCGCUUGCCCAUCACGACGUGAGCAUUCAUGGUGGAGAAGGUCAGAUUCCGGAGGGAGAACUGUGGCUGAAGAGAAAUGCCAUCUGUCUGUCGCGCCGGCUGGAGUCGCUGGGGGAUCUCGGAGGGCCUACGCCGCCGUUCUUCCUCUUCUCGGAAAAUUUGUCGGACAAGGAGGACUUCUACUUCGCCAUGCUCCAGAAUCAGACCAGGAUGUGGAACUCCCCGGACAGCCCUCCCAAGCACCAGCCAUUUGAUAUCAAACACAUCGUCACGCUUGUCCAGCGGCUGCAUUCGUCUGAAGAGCAACUGCAGACACGAUGGAUCAAUGCGGUGCUGGGCAGGCUGUUUCUCGCCAUGUACCGAACGCCAGAGAUGGAAGAGGUCAUCCGGAAGAAGAUCACCAAGAAGAUUUCUCGUGUCAACAAGCCGAACUUCAUCAGCAAGAUCGGUCUCGAGAGGAUUGAUAUGGGAGAAGAAGCGCCCUUCAUCAUCAACCCCAGACUCAAGGAUCUGACGGUCGAUGGGAACUGUUGCGUGGAGACGGAUGUCCAGUAUACCGGCAACUUCCGCGUGGAAGUCUCAGCAACGGUGCGCAUCGACCUGGGACCUCGAUUCAAGGCCAGAGAGGUCGACAUCGUCUUGGCCGUGGUACUGAAGAAACUCGAAGGCCAUUUGCUCAUACGGUUCAAGCCUCCUCCGAGUAACCGGAUCUGGAUAUCAUUCGAAACAAUGCCCAACAUGGAAAUGGACAUUGAACCGAUUGUCAGCUCGAAACAGAUAACCUACGGCAUCAUCCUGCGCACCAUUGAAAGCCGGAUCCGCGAAGUGGUUGCGGAAAGUCUUGUCCUGCCGUUCUGGGACGACAUCCCCUUCCUGGACACCGAAUCGCAGCGUUUCCGAGGAGGCGUCUGGCAGCGCGAGAUCCCGAAACCGGACACCAAGGAAGAUAUUCCCGACGAGUCUGGUGCUCAAAUCCAGACCCCAGGAAGUACCAAAGACGACCCACUGGACGUGCUGAGAAUCAAAGACGAUCGCACAAUGAGCGCACCAACACUCGCCGAGCCCGGGGACAAGGACACCACUUUAAAGUCCCGCAAGACAUCCAAGACCUCCUUGGGCGAUUCGGCCAAGAAUGACGCCAGCGCGUCGUCCUCGGCCGUGGACAAGCCAGGCAGGUCGCCCCCACGGGUUAUUCGAUCUCAGACCUUCUCGCACGCCGCCGACCCGGUUCUUACAGCCGACCACGUGAAUAUCGAUCGGGUCUUGUCCGACCCCAAGGGCGAGGAAAAGAGCAGUGCCACCAGCGCCAUGAUCGAGAUAUCGAACCGCUCUCCUCCUGGCUCGCCGGAUAAAACGCCCGAGAACUCGCCGCCGACUGCCAGUCACUUGACCUCGGACAGCAUGCCUCAGAGCCGGGAUCCCUCCUUCGUCGAGUCCGUCGAAAGUUACGAUGAACCCGUCAGUGAGCUGCCUACCCGCCCGCCUUCUAUCCACCAUGGAAACGACUCGUCCAGCAACCUUAGGGGCGUGGAGAACGGCUCUACCGCAUCCUUGAAUAGCGACAAAACAAGACGGCUCAGCACGCUCGAAACUUUGACCCGAUCCAUUACGAACGGCUCGGAGGGCAAAUCCACAGGCCCCCUAUUGAACACGGCCACCUCCGUCGCUAAGAAAUGGGGAUGGAACAUGUUCGGCAGAGGCGAGUCUAGCUCCGGCCAGGAUGCGCCUCGCCCUGCAGGGACUCCAGACCAGCCGAUCGGGCGCGGCCACCCUCUCCCUCCACCCGGGACACCGUUGCCGCGCCCCGACAAGUUUGGCUAUAAGAGGAGCUCCGCCGCGAUGCCCAAGCGGAAACCUGUUGGGGUCCCUCCACCCUUGCCGGAACGGAAGCCCGAGAAGGAGAACAAGCGGCCUGUCCCCAAGCCACCUCUUCCCCGACGCAAGCCCAUGUACCACCCCGAGGACGCGGAAAAUCACCCCGAAGAGCUGCUGGUGGUGGAGGCGCCAUACGAUUCGGGACCCAACAGCCCGGUUGUGGACAUCGCACCGGACGGAGGGCUCGCGGCACCGCCGAGCACGAAGGGCAACUCACCCCUGUCCACCCCGGGCGAGCCCGAGGCCGGGGGCAGCUGGGAGGAGGAGACUCGUGACGCGUCCGACUGCGAUGCGAAGACUCCAGGUUUGCAGCCUAGACUGGAUACGGAGAAGCACGGCAUGGAGAUCCUGUCUGCCACGGACGGGAUCAUUCCCUGACGAGCGAACUGUUGCCUGGCGGAGAGCGAAACAAGACGGAUAGAAGAGGAUGACGCAUAAAGCAAGCUCUGCAGAGCGGAGCGCUGUCUGUCCGGAGCAGGCGUUUUGAUUAAGACAGGAAGGCGCGAGACAAGGCGGACGGCAUUUCUUCCUGGGCAUCCCCAUGGUAUACCCUCUCAGCUGGUUCUUGAGCGUGUGCAGCAGUCUGGCGUCAUUUGUGAUGUGGUGUCCACGCAAAAUCUAGUGGUAUGGUCUGGUCUAUUGAUUGUUUCUGUCGGCCCGGAGUAGAUAGGCAGCGUUAUUUAAUCUUUAUAUUUUUUUUCUU
Molecule: messenger RNA, 3366 nt
Organism: Aspergillus heteromorphus CBS 117.55
Lineage: Eukaryota; Fungi; Ascomycota; Eurotiomycetes; Eurotiales; Aspergillaceae
Exons: 2
Coding region: 258-3041 (927 amino acids)
Biological process (GO): phospholipid transport
Cellular component (GO): ERMES complex; endoplasmic reticulum
Molecular function (GO): lipid binding
Source: RefSeq, a predicted model, not a curated record